Messenger RNA from Colletotrichum lupini, 240 nucleotides. RefSeq lists its product as uncharacterized. The transcript has a single exon. NCBI's taxonomy places the organism in Eukaryota, Fungi, Ascomycota, Sordariomycetes, Glomerellales, Glomerellaceae. The annotation marks the transcript as partial. The record is from RefSeq and is a predicted model, not a curated record.
AAAGCAGAUAUUUUUGCCUCAAUCUCGGGUACCUCAGGCUGUUCGGACGAGUCGGACAGCCUGUCGGACGGGGCGACUUUUACAGGUCCUGGUCCCGUCCGGGUGGGCCUGUUGUUGAACCAGAUCCCGAGCUCCAGCCGGACGGCUGCAAGUUCUUUUCCAGGACCCGUUGAGGUGCAGCUUUGUGUUGUUGUUCUGUGGCUGGUAUGGCUGACUCACCGACGAGUGUUCUGGGCAUGA